AUGGAAAAUAGGAAACUUUUUCAUAUACUAUUGAUCUCAUUUUCACUCACACUUGCAACUCCAUUUGCAUAUGGUUGGGGCUUUGAAGGCCAUACAGCCAUCUGCCGAAUCGCGCAGGCAAGGCUUACCAAACCAGCAUUAGCAGCAUUUCAAAAACUGCUACCAAUAAACGGCGAUUUUGGAGCGUUGUGCCCGUGGGCCGACACAGUGAAGUUUCGCUACCGGUGGUCAUCGUCACUACACUUCAUCAACACCCCUGAAAGCCUCUGCUCCUACUCAUAUGCCAGGGAUUGCAAAGAUAGAGUAGGAGUGAAUGAGAAUUGUUUGGAAGGAGCAAUCAACAAUUAUACUACACAACUAAACCUUAAGAAAAUGCCCCAAUAUAAUCUAACAGAGGCGUUGCUCUUCCUGUCACAUUUUAUAGGAGACAUUCAUCAGCCGUUACACACGGGAUUUGCCUCGGACAAAGGAGGUAACACCAUCAAUGUGCGAUGGUUCAACAGAGCCUCAGAGCUACAUCAUGUAUGGGAUACUGAUAUAAUAAAAAGUGCACAGGGAAAAGGAGCAUCUGCUACAACUCUAGAUGGAUUCAUCAACCAAAUUCAACAGAAAAUAAAUGGUCUAUGGGCAAAGCAAGUGAAUGAAUGGGAGGCUUGCAUGACAGAAACAUGUCCAAAUGUGUAUGCAACAGAGAGCAUCAAAGCAGCUUGUGAGUGGGCUUAUAAGGGAGUCCAAACUGGUUCAGUACUUGGAGAUGAAUACUUCAAGACGCGAUUGCCUAUUGUAGAAAUGCGAAUAGCUCAAGCAGGGGUUCGACUAGCAGCAACUCUAAAUCGCAUACUUGCACGCUAACUACUCUUCAAACACCAAAAAUGUACUAUUGUUUAAAAUAAUGUUAUGCCUGCUAAUUGGAAUAUUAUAAAUAAUUAAGAGGUCACUCUGAAAUUAUUUAUAAAAAGAUGCCAAUGUUGGACUCGACACAAAAUUAUAUAAUUCGAACAUUAAAAUAUG
Molecule: messenger RNA, 1011 nt
Organism: Salvia hispanica
Lineage: Eukaryota; Viridiplantae; Streptophyta; Magnoliopsida; Lamiales; Lamiaceae
Product: endonuclease 2-like
Biological process (GO): DNA catabolic process
Molecular function (GO): endonuclease activity; nucleic acid binding
Source: RefSeq, a predicted model, not a curated record